CCACACCUCCAGACCAACCAGGUCUAUCAGGAACGACAAACAUACCACGCUCCAGAAACAACAAAUGUUCCUACAAGUGCUUAGCCUUAAGCGCGAUAAAGAAGCAAAGACGCAUAUCCUUCUUGAAGCUCUGAAACGUUGUUCUAACCGACGCUUAAACUCACAGUAACGAUGAACCAAACUUUGGCCUGAAGCUGUAGGCCAGUGUUUUUAUUCACGCCGCAACUUGUCGAGACUUAUAAGUACAGAGGAAAAGUUUACGGGUUGAGCAAGAAUGGUUGCUUAUUCAAGAAUGUUGGAACAUGACGACAGUCUUUGGAACCUGGUGAAAAAAAUGACCGCUGCGGGGAUGUCAGCCUCACUUGCAGAGCUUGCCACUAUACCAAUUGAUACCGCCAAAGUGAGGUUGCAGGUUCAAGGAGAGAACGUCAAGACACGUGGAACACGCAGUGUAUUGAAAUAUCGUGGGAUGGCACAUACGAUUUUCACAGUUGCGAAGGAAGAAGGCGUGCGCACAUUGUAUUCAGGGAUCACUGCUGGUGUACAACGGCAGAUGUGUUUUUGUGGCAUACGGGUUGGCCUGUAUGACAAUGUGAAGCGUUUCUAUGGUGACGACAGUCAUGGGAACAGGCCUAAGGUGAUGAUCAAGGUCCUCGCCAGCUGCACAACAGCAUCAACAGCUGUUCUCUUGUUCCAGCCAACUGAGGUUGUGAAGAUCAGGUUUCAAGCCGCAGGCAAAAACUCAAAAUACAAAGGUACAUUAGAUGCAUACAGAAAGAUAGGGAAACAUGAAGGUAUGCGUGGCCUGUGGAAAGGUUUGAGCACAAACGUGGCGCGUCUGAGCGUGGUAAAUUGCACUGAAAUUGUCGUGUAUGAUAUAAUCAAAUCCUAUAUUCUAUACAAGCAAUGGAUGGAUGACAAUAUCCCCUGCCACUUCACCAGUGCAAUAACGGCAGGAUUCAUCACAACUGUUAUUGCCUCUCCAAUUGAUGUCGUGAAAACGAGGUUCAUGAAUUCUGAUAUGGGCCAAUACAAGAACCCGAUUCAUUGUGCCGUUAAAAUGUUCAAAGAAAAUGGCGCAACAGCUUUCUACAAAGGAUUUGUCCCGUCAUUCACACGGCUUGGAACUUGGAGUAUUGCAAUGUUUCUGUCAUAUGAACAACUGAAAAGGCUGAUGGGAGUUCACAUUUAAAGUUCUCAAUCGUACAAAUUGGUAACAGAUACGAAACUACAUGAAUUUUUCAAACAUGAUCAAUAAAUAGUGUUUUUUUUCUGGGUUUGUGAAAUCCAGAUAUUUAGACGUAUUCUCAAUGAGGAUUUGUAACGUGUUGGUAUAACCAGAACUGCCUGUGUAUGUAAUUGAAAGUGUUUUAGGACCACUAUUUAGUAGGUCUAUAGAAACCUUUCAUACCUUAUUAGAUUUAUGUUGAUGAAUUGUGCUCGUUUUUAAUAUUCUCGAUAUUUUGCGGUGUUAUUGGUUUCAAUCUAUACACCUACUUCGCUACAAGUAUAUUAUAGAGCCCGGCGAGCAGUAUUGCUAUCGUGGUCUUUCCAUGUUUCACAGUCGUGUAAGGUUGUAUGUAUACAUUUUAAGUGUCGCUAUCAGAUGUUUUUGACUUACAGUCUGUGACAGAGGCUGGUUUGAUAACUAGCUUAGUUUCAGAUUUUAGUGUAUUAAUUUGUAUGAAUUAUGCAAAUGGGUGUAUUUUUGGGAAUAAUGAUAAUUAUACAUUAGGCUUCUUUUAAAGAAGAAAGUAGGCCUAGUAAACAACAUUUCUUUCAAUGUGAAAUUUCACUAUAAGGUAUAUUAAUCAGCUCUAGAAGAAAAUUUCGGUCUUUAGGUCCCGUACGAAAGACUUGAAGCCUUUUUCCUGCUUGCUCCAUGGCUAGAAUGAAAUUCACAUAUGGCUGGCAUGCAAUUAUAAAUUUUCCCUGUCGUCUACUAUCAAACAUCACCCGUAAUCAUCUUCAUUUGCCGUUUAGUACCUUGAAUAGUGAGUGAUAAGAUAUAGACCCGGCCACGUGGUUUUACCAAUUGAUGAGCAGAAAUGUGAAGUUUAUUAGAAUGUAGGCGCGCAUUUAGCUCAAACCAAGAGGCUGAUAUGUUCGGUAAUAACCUUGCUGGUAUGCAUCCAAUUAACAAGUGACAAUUGGUUGUAUAAUGAUAAUCAUGUAUAUAAUUGAUAUAAUUAUUUUUUGAUCAUUUGGUGCUCAUUUUUUCAUAGUAUAAUCGUAUGUUGUAUAAUAAAUUUAGUUAAUUUAUUCAGCUUUGCUAGAUUUGAGUAGUGGAGAAUAGUGCUUAGGAUCAUAGGAGAUUUCGUUGUAUUUUCAGCACAUUUUUCUAGAGUUCUGAAAGUCUCGAUGAGUUAUCUACGAAAGCUUUUUUGUAAUACGACCUGAAGGAGUUACCCUAAAGGCCAGAGGUGGGCUAGUCAAAGCACUGUCAGAGCAUGCUAGCACCACCCCCCCCCAUCCCCAUUGAAGGUCCAAAAUCAAACUCACAACCCACUUUGAUAAAUCUGGGAUGAGUGAGAUAUUAAAGCCCAUAUUUAUAGAAUGUUUCGACAAAAUCCCAGCCAUCAAGCUGACUGCUUGUUACAAGUAAAGCUGGUCCUUAUCACUUUAUUGGAAUUUCAAUCAAUAUUUUCUUUUUAAGUUAUUUAGUUAUUCAAUUUACGGAUUGGUUUCAUUAAUGAGAAUUUAGAAUUAUUUGUGGAAGUAUUGUAUUCAUUUAAAUGAUAAUUUGAUAACUGUGUGCUUCCUUGGUU
Molecule: messenger RNA, 2768 nt
Organism: Rhopilema esculentum
Lineage: Eukaryota; Metazoa; Cnidaria; Scyphozoa; Rhizostomeae; Rhizostomatidae
Product: dicarboxylate carrier UCP2
Biological process (GO): transmembrane transport
Source: RefSeq, a predicted model, not a curated record